Spinacia oleracea (spinach) is the source of this 2579-nucleotide messenger RNA. Its product is annotated as chitin-inducible gibberellin-responsive protein 1. The coding region runs from base 506 to 2218 and encodes 570 amino acids. The transcript is spliced from 2 exons. The record is from RefSeq and is a predicted model, not a curated record. NCBI's taxonomy places the organism in Eukaryota, Viridiplantae, Streptophyta, Magnoliopsida, Caryophyllales, Amaranthaceae.
UGACCCGUCACUCAGAAAAAUGAGCACUUACCAGUUACCAGUUGCCAGUUGCCAGCCAGAAAAAGCAUGAUCCGAAGCAAGGCGCGUAGGAAAGAAACGAAGGAAGGUGGUGAGAUAUAUCUAGUCUUCAACUCCAACGUGUGGUCGGCGGUCACAUUUCCAGUCCUCCGUUAAUUCUUAAACCUUUCUUCUCAUAUAAAUAACCUUAAACUUCCGUUACUUCUCAUUUUGAAACCCUCUCCAAAUUCCAACAUCUUAUUAUUUUUUUUUAUUUUUGUUGCCAAACUCUUUAAAUUCCCAGUCAAAUUACUUCAACAUCAUAUUUUGACUCUUGUAGUUUGCUUCACACUUCACAAUCCUUCUUGUAUUCCUCCAAUUUCAGGUCGGUAUUAGAGCUUAAGGAAGCUUUUGAUCCAGGGAAGUUCCCCUUUUUUCUCUUUUACCUAAUUAAGGGAAGCCUAGAUUAGCUGGUAAUAAAUACAAGAGCUAUAGCUAAUGCUAUAGCAUGGAUUCCCACAAGCUUUUUGGGUACAAUGUUACUGGUACCGACUCAUCUUAUAUAUCUUCUCAGCAUACUUCUUCAGCAGUUUCAAACAGGCCAUUUGGAGCUUGGAAGUUGAGUUUCAGAAACUCUCCAAUCUCACCAUUCCCGAGUCAUUUCGAUUGUGAUACUGCCACUACAUUGAGUGAUAGCCAAGAGCACAACACCUCAAGUGAGAGUCUCUCAGGGAAAAACCCUUGUUGUAGUUCGCCCCUUGAGUCUACGAGUUACUAUCAGAGGUUGAACUCAAGUCCUUCAGAAGAUUCUCAUCAAAGUACUGUUCUAAGCGGGAGUCUGAUCUCUCAAAAAACAGAAUAUGAAGUGAAUAUGAAGCAUGCUUUGCAGGAGCUAGAGACUGUUCUUAUGGGUGAUGAAACAAUAGGAGGAGGAAGCCUGCAACCCCAAAUCCCAAGUCAGAGAUUGGGGUCUCGGAACCGGGAGACACAGGGUUCACACGGGGGUCAACAUCAGACAUCAUCUUCUUCAGACUCAGGUCAGAGUGAGAAACGGCAUAAGGUAGUGGAAGAAGAAAUCCAGCAACUUAAAAUUCCAUCUGGGAAUCUAAAAGAGUUGUUAAUUGAAUGUGCAAGGGCAUUAUCAGAAAACAGAAUGGAGGAUUUUGAGAAAUUAGUUGAACAAGCAAGGGGAGAGGUCUCAAUCUCUGGACAACCAAUACAGCGUCUUGGUGCUUAUAUGAUUGAAGGUCUAAUAGCAAGGAAAGGAUCUUCUGGAAAUAACAUUUACCGUGCUCUUAGAUGUAAAGAGCCUCUUGGAAAGGAUUUGCUUUCUUACAUGCACAUCCUCUAUGAAAUAUGCCCUUAUCUCAAGUUUGGCUACAUGGCUGCAAAUGGAGCUAUAGCGGAAGCAUGCAGAAAUGAGGAUCGCAUACACAUCAUAGAUUUCCAGAUUGCUCAAGGUACUCAAUGGUUGACACUUUUGCAAGCUCUGGCUGCAAGACCUGGUGGGGCCCCUUAUGUGCGAAUUACCGGAAUCGAUGAUCCCGUUUCUCAGUAUGCUCGAGGUUCAAGUUUGGAGGCGGUUGGAAAACGGUUAGCAUCUCUCUCUGAGAAAUACAAAAUACCCGUUGAGUUUCAUGCGGUACCCGUAUUUCUUCCUGAAGUGACAAGGGAAAUGCUUGAUGUAAGGCCUGGUGAAGCAUUAGCAGUGAAUUUCCCACUACAACUCCACCACACUCCUGAUGAAAGUGUUGAUGUGAACAACCCAAGGGACGGUCUCCUUAGAAUGGUGAAAUCACUUGGUCCAAAGGUAACCACUUUGGUUGAGCAAGAGUCAAAUACCAAUACUACACCUUUCUUGACUAGGUUCACAGAAGCACUCAGUUACUAUUCCGCCAUGUUUGAGUCUAUCGAUGUGACAAUGCCUCGAGAUAGGAAGGAGCGGAUCAGUGUGGAGCAACACUGCUUGGCUAAAGACAUUGUCAAUGUCAUUGCUUGUGAAGGAAAAGAGAGGGUGGAACGUCAUGAGCUUUUUGGGAAAUGGAAAUCGAGAUUUACAAUGGCAGGGUUCGAGCAAUACCCUUUAAGCACGUAUGUGAACUCAGUGAUAAGAGGAUUACUUGGGUGUUACUCAGAACACUAUACGUUGGUGGAGAAGGAUGGUGCUAUGCUUUUAGGUUGGAAAGACAGGAUGUUGAUCUCUGCUUCAGCUUGGCAUUGAUCUUACAGAUACAAAGAAAUACAGAAUCAGAGACAGGAAAUAGAAGUAACUCUUCUUUUUUGUUUCUCUUUGAAAUUCUUUUUGCUGACGAAGAGUUUCUGUAUGAAAGACUAUGGAACUUCUGACCAUCGUUGAUUCAUGAAGAGAUGUUCGUCAUGGUUGUAUUUACUGUGUAUUGCAGGGUUUAAUGUUUAGAACUAACAUAUAAGAGAAAUAAUAGUUUGUUGUAUAUCUACUAUCUAGGCCUACAGUUUAAACCCCUGCUUUGUUUUCUCGGUUACUUCUUCUCAUGCAUAGUUUUUUUUUUUGUUAGUACUUCUGAGAUAGGAAGUAUAUGAAAUAAAGCUCCAUUUACAUGUAA